AUGGCGGCGGUGGCGGAAGUGCCCAAGGGCACUGGCAGCGAGGCAGAGGCAGAGGAGCCAGUUAUCAUGCAGGUGGACUUGAGUGCGUUGCUGGAGCGGGAUUUAGAUGGCAAGGUGUCGACGGUUCAUCUGGAUUCGUUGGCGCUGAGCGAGGCGACCGCCGCGCAGUUGGCCGUGGGUCAGCGCGUCGUGGCAAGUUUGCAAAAGGCGGGGUGCUUUACGUUGGCCGCCAACUGUAUCCAGGACCGCGAAGCCCGCGAGCUGUUUACCGAGGCGGGCGCUUACUUUGAUUUGCCCGAGCCACAAAAGCGCGCGGGGCGGGCGGUAGCUCGCGGCGGCUUUAUUCGGGGAUAUGUGGCUUAUGGUCAAGAGUCUGGACGCAAAGAGUACUUUGAGCCCAAAGAAGGGUUUUCCUAUGGUUAUGAGUGGCCUGAUGAUCAGCCGCCUCAGAAUGCACUGCAAGGCUGCAACAUUUGGCCGGCGGAAGCGCCAGGGUUGCGGCCCGGCCUCACGCGACACUUUGACUGGUCGGUGUCUAUUAUGCGCGCGGUAGUUGCGGCCAUUGCCUUGGGACUUGGCCAGGCGCCGCGCGACCUGCUGGAGGUCUGCGCAGGCGGUGAUACCAUCUCGCUGAUGCGCCUCUUUCGCUAUCAUCCAGCCGAAGCGGACCGCGCGUGCUUGGGGUCAUCGCCACACACUGAUUGGGGUUUCCUCACGCUCAUUUUGCAAGACGGUACGGGCGGCUUGCAAUUUCAGCACGGGUCUGAGGGACGCUGGUAUGAUGUGCCAGCACGAGAGGAUUAUAGCCUGGUGGUAAACGGCGGCGACUUUCUCGCCCUUUUGACUGGUGGGGCCUUUGUGUCCCCGGUACACCGUGUACAAUGCCCGCCCGUGUCGCGCCUCUCCUUUGUGUUCUUCUACUACCCGGGCUAUGAGUCGGAGGUGGACGGCCGCCAAUGGCGCCCGUCUAAGGACGCCCCAGCUGCCGCUGCUUCCACGCACAACACGCUCCUGGACGUUGAUAGUGGCACGCGCCAGGUGAGCGGUCUGGCCGGAAUGACGUCUCUCCGCCAGUUUGGCGAUUACAUCAAUGCCAAAUGGCAAGGCGUCCAGCGCGCAAGCCCCAACGAUGCUUAA
Monosiga brevicollis MX1 is the source of this 1137-nucleotide messenger RNA. RefSeq lists its product as uncharacterized. The record is from RefSeq and is a predicted model, not a curated record. The coding region runs from base 1 to 1137 and encodes 378 amino acids. The transcript is spliced from 2 exons. Lineage: Eukaryota; Choanoflagellata; Craspedida; Salpingoecidae. Gene Ontology annotation, molecular function: dioxygenase activity.